Molecule: messenger RNA, 5893 nt
Organism: Chinchilla lanigera (long-tailed chinchilla)
Lineage: Eukaryota; Metazoa; Chordata; Mammalia; Rodentia; Chinchillidae
Gene: Cblb
Product: Cbl proto-oncogene B, E3 ubiquitin protein ligase
Biological process (GO): cell surface receptor signaling pathway; negative regulation of epidermal growth factor-activated receptor activity
Cellular component (GO): plasma membrane; membrane raft
Molecular function (GO): SH3 domain binding; phosphotyrosine residue binding; ubiquitin protein ligase activity
Source: RefSeq, a predicted model, not a curated record
CUCUAACAAUCCAGAUGGCAAAUUCUAUGAAUGGCAGAAACCCUGGUGGUCGAGGAAACCCCAGAAAGGGUCGAAUCUUGGGUAUCAUUGAUGCUAUUCAGGAUGCCGUUGGCCCCCCCAAACAAGCUGCAGCUGAUCGCAAAACUGUGGAGAAAACUUGGAAACUUAUGGACAAAGUGGUAAGACUGUGUCAAAACCCCAAACUCCAGUUGAAAAAUAGCCCACCGUAUAUACUUGAUAUUUUACCUGAUACGUACCAGCACUUGCGACUUAUCUUGAGUAAAUACGAUGACAACCAAAAGCUCGCCCAACUGAGCGAGAAUGAGUAUUUUAAAAUCUACAUUGACAGUCUAAUGAAAAAGUCAAAACGAGCUAUAAGACUUUUCAAAGAAGGCAAGGAGAGGAUGUAUGAAGAACAGUCACAGGACAGGCGGAAACUCACGAAGCUGUCCCUCAUCUUCAGUCACAUGCUGGCGGAAAUCAAAGCAAUAUUUCCCUCCGGUCAGUUCCAGGGCGAUAACUUCCGCAUCACAAAAGCAGAUGCUGCUGAGUUCUGGAGGAAGUUUUUUGGUGACAAAACUAUUGUACCCUGGAAAGUGUUCAGACAGUGCCUCCAUGAGGUCCAUCAGAUUAGCUCUGGCCUAGAAGCAAUGGCUCUGAAGUCAACAAUUGAUUUAACUUUCAAUGAUUACAUUUCAGUAUUUGAAUUUGAUAUUUUUACCAGGCUGUUUCAGCCUUGGGGCUCCAUUCUCCGCAAUUGGAACUUCUUAGCUGUGACGCAUCCUGGGUACAUGGCGUUUCUCACUUACGACGAGGUGAAGGCGCGCCUGCAGAAGUACAGCACCAAACCCGGGAGCUACAUUUUCCGGCUAAGCUGCACUCGCCUGGGGCAGUGGGCCAUUGGCUAUGUGACUGCGGACGGGAACAUCCUGCAGACCAUACCUCACAACAAGCCUCUGUUCCAGGCCCUGAUCGAUGGCAGCAGGGAAGGCUUUUAUCUUUAUCCUGAUGGGAGGAGUUAUAAUCCCGAUUUAACUGGAUUAUGUGAACCUACACCCCAUGAUCACAUAAAAGUUACACAGGAGCAAUAUGAACUAUAUUGUGAAAUGGGCUCCACCUUCCAGCUCUGUAAAAUCUGUGCAGAAAAUGACAAGGAUGUCAAGAUUGAGCCCUGCGGGCACUUGAUGUGCACCUCUUGCCUCACUGCCUGGCAGGAGUCAGAUGGCCAGGGCUGCCCCUUCUGUCGUUGCGAGAUCAAAGGAACAGAGCCCAUAAUUGUGGACCCCUUCGACCCCCGAGAUGAGGGCUCUAGGUGCUGCAGCAUCAUUGACCCCUUCGGCAUGCCCAUGCUCGACCUGGAUGACGACGACGACCGGGAGGAGUCUUUGAUGAUGAACCGCUUGGCAAAUGUUCGAAAGUGCGCUGACCGGCAGAACUCACCAGUCACGUCCCCCGGAUCCUCUCCCCUCGCCCAGAGAAGAAAGCCCCAGCAAGACCCGCUGCAGACCCCGCACCUCAGCCUGCCCCCCGUGCCCCCUCGCCUGGAUUUGAUCCAGAAGGGCAUAGUCCGGUCUCCCUGUGGCAGCCCAACGGGUUCUCCAAAGGGGGGGCCGCGCGCUGGGGGACGGCUCCCCGAAGCCCGGUGUGAACGGCAGGCACAGCAGGGUGGGCUCCGACCCGGUGCUGCUGCGGAAGCCCCGACGCCACGACCCGCCCUGCGAGGGCGCCAAGGUCUUCUCCAACGGCCACCUGGGAAGCGAAGAGUACGACGUCCCUCCGCGGCUCUCUCCUCCCCCUCCCGCCACUGCCCUGCUCCCCAGCAUAAAGUGUACUGGUCCAUUAGCAAAUUCUCUUUCAGAGAAAACAAGAGACCCAGUAGCGGAAGGUGACGAUGAAUACAAGAUUCCUUCAUCCCAUCCAGUGUCCCCGAAUUCACAGCCAUCUCAUUGUCAUAAUGUAAACCCUCCUGUUCGGUCCUGUGAUAAUGGCCAUUGUAUGUUGAAUGGAAUGCAUGGUACGUCUUCCGAGAUGAAGAAGUCCCACCUCCCUGAAUUAGGCAUAUAUUUAAAGGGAGAUGUUUUUGGUUCAGCCUCUGAUCCAGUGCCAUUACCAGCUGCCCGGCCCCUGACUCGGGACAGUCCAAAGCCUGGCUCUUCGCUCAACAGGACGCCCUCUGGCUAUGACCUUCUCAUCCCUCCAUUAGGUGAAGAUGCUUUUGACGCCCUCCCCCCGUCCCUCCCUCCUCCCCCACCUCCUGCAAGGCAUAGUCUCAUAGAACAUUCGAAGCCCCCUGGCUCCAGUAGCCGACCAUCCUCAGGACAGGACCUUUUCCUUCUUCCUUCAGAUCCCUUUUUUGACCCAGCAAGUGGCCAAGUUCCUUUGCCUCCUGCCAGAAGAUUACCAGGAGAAAGUGUCAAACCCAGCAGAACAUCCCAGGAUUACGACCAGCUUCCUUCUUCAUCAGAUGGUUCACAAGCACCAGCCAGACCUCCCAAACCAAGACCCCGCAGGACUGCGCCCGAAAUUCACCACAGAAAGCCCCACGGGCCUGAGGCAGCGUUGGAAAAUGUCGAUGCAAAGAUUGCAAAACUCAUGGGAGAGGGGUACGCCUUUGAAGAGGUGAAGAGAGCCCUGGAGAUAGCCCAGAAUAACGUGGAAGUGGCCCGCAGCAUCCUGCGAGAAUUUGCCAUCCCUCCUCCCAUCUCCCCGCGUCUGAAUCUAUAGCAGCCAGAACUCUCAACACCAAAACGCAGAGCAGUGGACAGCUCUUCCCCGAGGCCGGAGGGAGAGGCCGAGGUGGGUUCGGAGGAGGCCUCCGCCUCACGGGCGUCCUGAGAAGGGAGGCUGGAGCCAGCUCCUGGAGAGCGCUGCGUGCCGGGACGCCGCCGCCGCGGCCCGUCGCUAGCCAUACUUUUAAAUCAGGGUUGAACUGACAAAAAUAAUUUAAACACGUUUACUUCCCUUGAACAUUGAGUCUGUGAAACGCUUUUCCUUGUUUACAAGUCGGCAAAGUCGCGGUUUUGUCUUUGAUACCUGUACCGUGUUCCCACAGCCUUCGCAGAGUGCUCCGGUCUGCUGUAACAUUUCUCAUAACCGGAACCUCUUUGCUGCCACGUCAGCAGCAGAAUCACCUCUUCGUGUGGUCUCCACCCUCUGCGUCCUUCCCCGGCCCCAGGUCCGCGUCCAUUUCUACCAUUUACGAAAUGCUUUAAAGGUUCUGACUUUCAACAUAUCAAACUGAUGCAAAAAACUGCGUGCGCGGUCUUCACUACUGAGUCUUUUCUUGGAAACCAUCACUUUUGAGAUGAGGAAAAACCUGAAUGUACCAAACAUUUAUUUGUUAAUAAACUGCCUUUUAUAAGGGGUUUUUACCUAAUAUAGAGGAGCUUGCCUUGUUAGUUGAAGUUUUAUAACCUGUAAUUUUCCAUAUUGUCCACCUCUGUCAGCCCAGGGGCACCAUCGCACUGCACAAAUCUAAAAUACUAGAAAGCAACUACUGCAGAUACCAGACUCACUUGCCCAGAACGUGCCAUGAUGAAAUCGUCUGUGAGGCCCUCAGGCGUUUACACCUGCGUUAUUUUGGGCAUGCUGGGUGAGAGGGCCGCCUUCCCGAAAUACAGGAAUACACUUCUGCUCAAUCCCGCAUCCGCUGCGCCUUCUCCAGAGUCCAGCGGAGAUCUUCUCCCGUUGGGGGACGUUACCGCGGCUCCGAGCAGCUGUGGGAGCCACCUCCGCUGCAGCGGAGACGCGAAGUCUUUAACGCGCUGUUAGGUGCCGAUGCUACUGUGGCGGUUGUGUCUUGUUUUGGUUUUUUGUUUUUUUGUGGGGUUUUUUUGCGAAGUUCUUAGUAAUUUUCUCUCCAAUCAAAUUAGGGUUCGUAUGUAAUUUGUAGAUUCAUCAGUCCAUAUUGCACCCUCCAGCCAGGUGAGAGUAAUAAAUAGCUUUGCCUUUUUUGCAGAACUGCGGUUGGUUCCUCAGCAAUUGUGCUACUACUUUGAAUACAUCUACACAUAUGAAUUAUGCAUCUGCGGUGUAUGUGGCGCUGUUAGGUGCUGUGUUUUUAAGCACAAACUCUCACAAUCCGAUUCCAGCAUGAUGUUUUAUUAGUUUUUAAGAUGCAUUUUGAUGGCAAAAGUCUGGUGGACAAAACCUAGAGGUUUUGCACCAGAGCCUUCGAAUUUUCCAGAUACGUGGUCUUUUUCAUUCCUAAUGAGAAGUUAGUGGAGAAAUGAGACAAAACUCUGUAAAAUGCUUGAACCGGCGGAACAUUUUCUAAACAUGGACUCAUUGUGGGUUUGUGCAUGUUUCUGCCACUCUUCGCACCCAGUGUGAUGUAAAAAAAAAUGUAUUAGUUUGAGGUCAGGACUCAGGAGGACAACAGGUCACAUCGGAUGGAUCUGGUUAAUUUAAUAUGCAGGCUGUGUUGACCCAGGGAGGGGAACGAGAGCGUUUCCUUGCAAAGUGCCAUGUGCCUGUUCUCACAGUCUGGCUCUCAUGGCAAGAGAGGAUACUUGAGGAUUUGUGCAAGCCUUGGACAGUUUUUGCACUUAAAUAAAUUUCUUGUGAUUUUGAGCUAGUUUUGUCCCUGAGGGGAAUUUUUAAUUUGCCUUAUAUAUUCUUCCUGUGAGUAGGUAUGAGUACAGUCUUUAUACAUUGAAAAUGCAUUGGAUAAUUUUUUUUGCUUUCUGAACUCCAAGUUGUGUCAUCAUGACUUUUCAUUUAUUGUCGAUGUCACAUUGGCUUUGUUGUGUGUUGGUGAGGGUAGGUACAGUCUGAGACCCCAAAGUUGCCACUUCGUUGUGAUAAUAUUGCCAUAACGUUCUUAAUAGAUGAGGGCAUGAUGUCGGAGAAGAACAUCAGGAAGCAUAGCAUAUUCCCAUUCAGUUUUCAAAUAACACAUUAAAAUUUUCAGUGCAAAGUGAAAGAGAAAAGACAGCGCUGUACAUUUGGACCGGAAGUUCAGGGCAAACCCUUUCCCCGCCCCCACACAAGCUCUGCACCUUGUACUCAGUAGCGAUCAUUCAUUUUGUCUUCAACCAUACUGAAUCACAGAGUCAUACAGAAGAGAAUGGAAAGGACUCUUUCCCUCAAACACUGCCAUGAAGACUCCUAGCUACCUAUUGCCUGUGACAUCACUCAGAAUAUUUUUAAAGAAAUAUUUAAACAAAAAUAUUUUUUCAUUAUAAAAGUAACUACCUAUUAGUGCUUGAAGGUGAUCCAGACGUAGUUUCACUGUGAUCUAGAAAGUUAAACAUUCCUCCCAUUUCUCAAAAUUUGCUAAUGCAAUACAUUUACAGAUACUAAAACCAGUAUUUAAUAUCUGUAAGAUGAAAUGAUGGCCAAUAUGAACCCUCGUCACCAAAUAUGUUCUAGGGGUGAGAGGGUUUGUCUUCAUUAACAUUUCAGUAAGUUUAUCUCCAGUCUCUUGUUUUCCCUUUGAUAGUUGAUGCACUAUAGCCAAAUUUCCUAGAAUAAAAUGAAGGCAUUGAUGCUUAACUUGAACUUGCGCAGAUCUGACCCAUUUCCCCUUGCGCACACUGCAAACAGACUUUGAAAUAAAGCCCUGAUUGCAAGCUCAGAGGGCCCACUUGCUAACUCAGUAUGUCACACACCAGGAACGAUUCCCAAAAGUUUCUUUAUAAUGUGAAUUUUCUUGAUUGUUCAGUUCCAGAAGCAUUUCUUGUACAUGACUUUUCUUCUCACAUUAUCAACUUGAAGUUUUAAUUUGCACUGAGUAAUCUGGUUCAAACAUACCUUUCUUAAAAUGACAGAUCUGGAAGCAAAGUACAGUACAUUUUAAAUAAUACAGGUACUGCCUGUUAACCUGGGAUUUUAGUGCUUCUAGGAAGUUUCCAGAAAAAGACAGCAAUAGAGCAAAGGCUUUCCUUUCCAG